Westerdykella ornata is the source of this 1182-nucleotide messenger RNA. RefSeq lists its product as uncharacterized. The record is from RefSeq and is a predicted model, not a curated record. Bases 1 to 1182 code for a protein of 393 amino acids. The transcript has 2 exons. NCBI's taxonomy places the organism in Eukaryota, Fungi, Ascomycota, Dothideomycetes, Pleosporales, Sporormiaceae.
AUGGCCAGACGGCAGGUAGAUCAGAACCCAGCAUUUCUCUCCCUAUUCUCAGCAUACACCGGUGGGCCAAACAGUCUCGGAUACAAGUACAGGACCGCCAUCACAGAGACCCAGGCAUCCAACCCAAUGAUAGUUUGCACCGCCACAUACAUUGCAAUCUAUCCAGGGAACGGACAAGAACCCAGCAUGCUGCCCUUCAGAGUGCUAACCAAAGGAUUCAUCGAACUGACCGCCAUAUCCCACAUCGGACCGGCCAUCGCCACGCUGGCCCAGAUGAAGGCCCACAACAAAGACUGGAAGACGCAUGCCCAGGAGCUUUUGGAUGCCACGCGCGCGGUCAAGGGCGCGAAUUCCGAGAGCUUCUGGAAAGAUUUCGUCGCAGGCGAAGCCUUCGUCGGCCGUGAAGCGAGCAUAGCUGCCAUGACCAACUACGCGUGCGACAUGACGAUCCAUUUCCUGGAAACCGUCCUCGCCGAUCCUGACAAAUUGACGGCUCGUUUCGUGCAAGACACGUUCCUGGAAACGCCCCUCCCGGGAUGGAACGGUACGAUAUCGUACAACAAGAUCAUGAUCGCGACUUUCUUCCUGAACGGGCUCGACUCGGCGUACCGAAUGCAAAAUUGGUUCAAACAGUUCAAUAUCGAUUGGAAGAACGCGCAGGUCCUUAUCACAGGUCAAGUAGGCCGGCCGAGCGCCGGAGUGACGUUCAGCACGAACAGCAUCGUGGGCGUCCUCACGCAAUCCUUCCCCGAGUUCCCGCUCGAAAGACUCUACAUCGCGCCGCAUGGACCCGCACCCGAGUUCCAGAACGGAACUGCCGAUUCCCUCCGCCCGUACGAAUCCCAAUUCAGGGAACUAUGGAGCUCCCUGCUGGCGUACGCGGAGCUCGGUGCAGAGAUGUUCGUGGGUUACCCAGCCUUCAAGAUCCAGGAGAACAUUCAUCCAGUCAUCAACUCCAGCACUACAGCUGUGAGCGAGCUGCCGAAGAUCACGGCGCCUGAUGACUGGUUCUCGAUGAUUACGAGGUUGCGAGUUACGCUCGAGGAUGCGCGCCAGACGCUGUCGGCGUGCGUUACAGACUAUGCUGCUCAACAGCUGUACGAGAACGGCUUUGACUUGGCCAAGGUAACUGUCACUGGAUUGGACGGCUAUGACUACGUGUCGGGAAGGGCCAUGACCUAG